Cylicocyclus nassatus is the source of this 1308-nucleotide messenger RNA. NCBI's taxonomy places the organism in Eukaryota, Metazoa, Nematoda, Chromadorea, Rhabditida, Strongylidae. The record is from the annotation of a GenBank genome assembly.
CGCGAGGACCCGAACGACGUUGACCGUCAUCUCAUAUUGAAAGCCCCUGUAUGCUCAGGCUAUGGAAACUAUAAAUCAGAAGAUUUCACUGUGCCAGGUUUGAUAUGAUGGUAACUUCGACUGGCCUAACGUUUCGACGCCUUCGUCGUCCUCAAGGCCCGAAAACAGGGGUGCUCGAUGUGGGAAGAUGGAGAAUGCGGAGACUCCUGGCCUUGGAGUUUUCAGAAAACCGUGAUGAUUUGUCCUGCGAAGCCCUUCCUCACACCGAAUUUACAGCGUAUUUGGGGGGCGAUUACCUAAAACUACCCCUCCUUGAAUAUAAGGACCGGUCCCGCCACGACUAAUGAGAAUCUGUAUGUCGUUGCAACCAGUCAACUUGAUUACAUCAGUAAGGCUGUCGAUAAACGCGGCAAUAUUCUGAGAAGAUAUUGACAGAUCGUUUCAUAAGCUGGGUGAUGUCAACUGUGGACAGCAGCGACUUCUAUAAGGAGAUAAUACAAAUCAUGUCCGAGAGGAUCACUACAAUCUCGGAAGAACUUCACGAAAAGGGAAUGAGGUGGUGCGAUAUGUUUGCUGAAGAAGAUAAUCGAGCUAUAGAAACUUAUACGAUAGAAACUAUUGGAGAAAGCGCGCAACAAGCCGCUGAGAGAGAGAAGCUAAGACGCGAUAUCGAUAGGAAGAGAAUGGAGUUGGCUCUAAAAUAUGAGAGGAAAAAAUGUGCCCAGGAAAAUGCUUCACCGAAGGACGCUUGUGAGGAACCUGAGCUUGUUCCCGAGGAUCCUAUUCCUCAGUGCGCUUUCAUGCAGAGAGAAUUUGCAGAAAGUGGCGAAUGUGGGCGUCAGAGCGACUUAGCUCCGUCGAGAAUGAAUUAUAGAGGAGACAGUAUCCCAAGGCAGUACCGCCGAAGUAACAUAACGCCGAAAUUCGAACGUCUACACCUCCAAAGGAGAAAUCCGAACUGGAGACCGAACAGAUACCAUUCCUCGACGAAUGGUUCUUGGCGUCAUAACAAUAACGAUUCGAAAGAUAGGAACUGGGAUCGCCCCUACUACGCUCGCAGGGACCACCAGAAUAGACGUUUUCACAAUCGUCCUCGUUGGUACGACGAGGGCUGCCAUUCGCGUCCGAAUCAUUUUGAUCGUCCUCGCAGCAGCAGUAAUGCAGAAAUGGACAACUCACACUCAAACCGCGAUAAUGAUCGACCUCCACCUUGGCGCAAAGUGCAGUCAAGCAGCCACAAUUAUCACCACUGAUUUUUUUCUUCGCUUGAGCUAGGGUUGUCAAACAAUCCAACUGUUUGUUUUGCAU